Molecule: messenger RNA, 5907 nt
Organism: Camponotus floridanus (Florida carpenter ant)
Lineage: Eukaryota; Metazoa; Arthropoda; Insecta; Hymenoptera; Formicidae
Product: polycomb group protein Psc
Exons: 4
Coding region: 306-3197 (963 amino acids)
Biological process (GO): negative regulation of transcription by RNA polymerase II
Cellular component (GO): PRC1 complex
Molecular function (GO): promoter-specific chromatin binding; metal ion binding
Source: RefSeq, a predicted model, not a curated record
AGGGGAAGCACGGAGAGAGAGAAAGAGUGUGCGCGCGCGCGCGCGCGCCCUUCGCUUCGACUCGCGCCGGUCGAUCGACGGUGGGUGACUAGAGGACGAGGACCGACUAGCGCGACUGACAAGGAACGGGCUGGCGUAGUCGCGACGGUGAUCGGAGCGAGAAGACGAAGACGAAGCGGUGACGGUCGACGCGAUGACGACGACGAUCACGGCGACGACGACGACGACGGCGACGAUUGGCAGGCGCGUCCGCAUGACAUGACCGUCGCGUCGUCGUUAGCCAUGACGGCCAACGCGGGGACGUGAUGCUACGUGGCCGCUGUCGCCGCGCGCUCGUCUACCUAUCCGGAGUCAUCGGAGUAGACCCGACGAUUCGCGCCCGCCGCGCACGGCAGGAGGAACAGCGUCGCCGACCGAGAGCGACGAUUACGUGUGACGAGCGCUAUCGGACGCCUCGGGGCCAGGGCGCCGUUGCACACCGACGGACGAAGCGGCGUUGCCAUCUCCUCGCCGCGGCCGCGAUCGCGGCCACCGUUGCUGCUGCCGCUACCGCCACCGCCACCGCCACCGCCACCACCGCCAUCGCCGUCGCACCGUCGUUGCCACGUCCGCUACGUUCCACUGCCGACGAGGACGACGACAACGACGACGACGACGACGACGGGCUUCUCGGAUACGCUGCACCGAUUAUCAAUAUGGAGGCAAAGGAAAGGGAGAAGCCGCUAGUCAAAGACUUGAAUGAACAUAUCGUGUGUCCUCUGUGCAGAGGAUAUCUCAUAGACGCUACGACACUCGUGGAAUGUCUACACUCCUUUUGCAGAGGCUGCAUCGUUCGACGUUUGAGUAGCGGCGCCCGCGCGUGCCCCGUGUGCAACGUGGCGGCUUCCCCGCCGCUUCUGCCCGACACGCGGCUCCAACGACUCGUGUACCUCGCGGUACCCGGUCUCUUCCGAUCGGAGCUCGAGCGUAGACGUCAUUUCCGCCUGGUGAAUCCGCAAUGCCCGCCCCUGGCGUCGCCCGUGGGCGCCCUCGACCUCACCCUGGAGGAUCUGAUUAGUCUGAGCCUGCGGGAGCUGCGGGCGGACGCGGAGAGCGAGAUCAAGGAUGACGCUUGCGACUCGUCACAGAAGGACGAGGUGUCGGGAAUAUCGACGCGAUAUCUCAAGUGCCCGGCUGCCGUGACGGUGCGUCAUCUAGUGAGGCUGCUGAUGCUCAAGAGAGGCUGGGAAGAGGCUAACGCGAGCGUCAACGGCGUCAAUAACAGGAUAGAGAUUAUGUACCAGCAUCCCGAUGACGAGAACAUGCGCCCACUCGAUUCAUCUUGGACUCUCCUGGAUCUCGCUUGCAUAUUUCGAUGGGAAAGGGAAACGCCGAUGAGACUGUUUUACCGGGUGUUACGAAAAGAGGAGACGGUUAAAAGUUCGACGUUAAAAGGUCCCACGUCGUGCAAGGACGAUGCAACGAAGGACGGCCCGGCGGUGAUCGAGAUCAUGCAACGGCCGCCAACCCCUCCGCCUAGUCCCAAGCUCAGUCGCGAACCGGAAGCGGAGGCUCGCGCUGCGCCGGAACCCCCUCGGGUUCUCGAAACGAACGUCGACGUCCGCGACAAGGAGACGAAAACGAAGAAGCCGCGUUGCGAGGUGACACCCGUUAUGCGUGCCCCCGAUCCUCCAACUAGCGCACUUGCACCGAGCAAUCAUCAUCAGUCGACGGAGAGCGCGAAGAGCAAGGACCUGACGAGGCUGGAGCACCGGAAGCGGCGCAAGCGACGAAACAAGCGGGUGAUCGCGGAGAUCACCACAACGCCCCGCGAGGAUCUGCUAAAGCUCAAGGUUCGCCUGACACCAUGUCCUCCCAGAAUCACCUCUGGCACAGCAACAGGUGGCGGUCCCGGGGGCGUCGGUACAGGUAGUCAAACGAAGGAGAAGUUGCUGCAAAUGCGGGCGGUUAGGCGCGAAAAGAUCAAAGCGAUCGGUCAACAACGAUCGAAGACGAGCUCACUGACGCGGGAGGAAGUCGGGCCCAAAGAGUGCGCCGCUAUAGAGACGGAGGAAACGAUCGAGGACAUCAUCGACAGCAUUCCCGACGAAGUCGUACGUAUCGCGCAGAAUAUCAGCAAUCCGAACGAGGACGUCGCGGUGGACAGGAUGCCUGGCAAGAAAGAACCGGAACCGGCGUCGAAAAAUACAUCGGACAAUAAUGGCGAACCGGAGAAGCCGAAGAAGGACGAGGAGAUUCUCCGACGACUAGGUCUAGUGGCUAUCAACGAGGCCGGUGGCAACAAGACGAAGCAACGCAUCCAGAGCGGUGCCGAUAAGACGGACAAUCUGGACCGCGAAAAACUGGAGAAACAGUUGCGCGAAAGCAAAGCCAACCGCGUGCGGAGUCUGCUGGCGGAAAAGCAGAUGCGCGACGCGCUCAAGAGCAUCAUGUCCAAGACGAAGGAGGAACGAUCGUCGUCCGUGGUCGGCGCAUCGGCAUCCACCCCUAUCUCCGUCUCCCUAACCGCGCCGAAGAAGAAGGAACCGCCGCCGUUGGCGCCUCUGCGCGUCGCGAAACCGUCCGGUUUUGCCGCGACCAGCGGCGUAAUGAUGGUGUCCAACACCACGUCCAAGUACGAGACGCCGUUGGAUCUCAGCAGCGGCGGUACCACCGUCAACGAUAACGUUCUCGACCUAUCGGCUACGUUGCCCGGUGGCGGACAGCCGGCCACCUUCUCAUCUUCCUCGUCUCCCUCUUCCUCCUCGUCCUCCUCUUCGUCCUCGUCGCCCUCGUCCUGCUCGAUGCCCUUGUUAUCGUCGUCGUUGCCGUCCUCGAGACCGCCAGCGCGACCGGCGAUCGGCGGCGCCAACAGUUUCCUCCGGAAAUCCAAGGAACUGGAUCAGCAGCGUAGCCGGGGACCGCAAGAGUCGAAUCUGAGGACCCUCUCCGACGUCGCGGUUUCCCGCCUGAGCGGUUGCCUGACCGAGAAGAACCCGGAGGCGCUCGCGUUGGCUUCCGCGAGCCUUCAUGCCACCCCCAGCAAGGUCGCCCUGCGCAUACCGCAGCUGCAUCAACGCAUCCCCGGCUUCAACAUGAAGAUAAAGCCCAAUCUCGGCGUCCGGCACAUCCCGAAUCCCCAGGCAGUCGUGGCCUCCCAGUAUCGCAACCAGAGGGCCAGUUACUUCAACGCCGUCUCCCAGCAGCCGCCCUUGUAAAUCUGUGUCUCUUAAUCUCUUAAUCGUAAUCUGUCCCUUCUCUCUUCCGGCCUCCUUCAUCUUCUCUCUGUUUGUUUUUUUUUCUUUUAUUUCCUGACGUCGGGAGACGGAGAACACUAGUUCUAUACGACCAAAGGCUAUAUGUUACUACGCGUUUUAUUAUCGUUUUUUUUUUGACUCGCUCGCUAAUGACACGUAAUCAGAUUGAUUCGGAAAGACGAUUUUCAUUUUCAGUGGUACGUCGAUAUGACUUCCCAUUCGUGAAAUUGCUCGUACGAAUAAAAAAUAUUGCGAGCAACUGGCAGUAAGAAAUUACACGACAGUUGGGACGAUCGUAAGUAUUAUCUUUAUUAAGGCAAACAAUAUAUCCUUUUAAUAUAUACGUCUAACGAACUAUUUAAUCCUCUAUCUGAAAGCUGAAUUUAGCUUGAAAACAAGUGUUCGCAGAUAUAUUCCUGAUAAACUUUACGUAUAAAAUCUUUGUCAAAUUUGAAGUCAAGUUUCUCUUAUAUAUAAAAAGUACACGUGCUCAAGUAUAAAUAGUUUUUAAAUUAUAAGUGAUUGAGAAAGGACCAAUCUUUUGCAAGCUAAGCUUCGCGAACGUGAAUAGAAAAUCAAAUCUUAUUCUUUGAUGAAUCACAAAUAAAUUUCUUAAUAACGUUUUAAACUCUUGAAAUUGCUUGGAUAUUUAAAGUUAUCCAAUAGUGAGAGAAAAAAAUGUCAUUUGCUCAGAUUUUUACGAAAAAUCGAAAUCUCUUGAAAUUUUUCGAAACAUUCACUUUUAGAUAAAGUCGAACAAUUUGCUCGCACUUAAAUCGUAUGUUCCUAAAAAUAUAUAAAUAUCGAAACUUGAAACAUUUUUCGAGCUGUCACGAUCUUCAUAGGAAAAGUAUUUAUAGUUAUAUAUCGCGAACAUGUCAAUACUCGACAUAUUCCAGUUGAAAUUUGUCCAAGAUUCUAUUGCUAUUUCAACGAAAAUCAAAGAGAUGAAAUAUAACAUGAUGUAUAGAGUUAUCCUAAAAUAAUCGUCGUCUUAUACUUUCACAAUCACAUUAGGGGUGAGUAUAAAGAAAGAACCUUUGUAAAGUAUAUACAUGCUUAGAAGCGCACAAAUCGUCCGUACUUUCGAUCUGAUUACGCCAUUGUUCUUUGGAGGGAGGGGAAAAGAAAGCUCACCGAUUACUGGUCGGAUUAUUGUUACCUAGAUGUAUCAAAACUGUAUAUGAUUGUAAUAAUGUAUGCCUGACCUGCGUCGCGGUCUAUACUCUUACUAUGGUUACCAACGGAUCGAUCUGACAAACGAAAACUCUCGCGAGGAAAAUCCGUAACGUCGCUGUAUACGAUAUUCAAGGACGAAUCUGUCAUCAUAUAUAAUAUGACAGAGAAUUUUAUAUAUAUACAUAUAUAUAUAUAUAUAUAUAUAUAUAUAUGUAUGUAUAUGUAUAUAAAAUAAUCCGUCAUUUUUUUAGUAGGAUUGCGAGUACUCCGAGUCUGAGUCGCGUGAAUAGUCAAAGAUUUUUGUGCGUAUAGCGUAAGCUUAAUAUUUAUUUUAUUAAGUAGCAUAAUUCCCUCGAGGCGAUUGUCAGCAACGAGUCGAGCAUAUCUCGAACUUUCGUUAUACAUAUUUUAAUUAAAGUAUAUGUCUCUUAUAUUUUAUAUUUUACAUUCAAGUAUCUCUUCGUCUCAGAAGGAAAUACAUUUCAGUUGAUCGAAAAAGUUCCUUGCGAUAUUUUAUCUAUUAUUGCAGUUAUAUUUAUAAUUGUUGAAUCAUCUUAGUUGCUCGUUUGUUGAUUUAAUUGUGCAUGUAGAAUGUUUGUUUUUGUUGGAAACAUUCGAGAUACUUAGAAAUAGCUAACGUAUGAUACACGUGUAAAUCGAAUAAUCUUGGGUUUAUUUACGAGAUUCCAAAGAUGUACAAGUAACGUAAUGGAAUAUGAUCUUAUUAUACAAAGAAGGAUCACAUCCUUUUCAUGUAUAGUACGUCGAUAUUAUCCUCAGGAGAUAUUAUUCUCUAUCCGAAGCGAGAAGCGAGAAUGCGUUUCUUUCGAGUGUUCGCACGGGCCUAUUAUAUGUCGGGCGAUAUAUUUCUCCUUCUCUCUCUCUCAGAACCUAUAAUUAGCGAAAUAUACCUACGUGUAAUAAUUUGUAGAGAUGCCAAAGAGAACGCCAGAGAACGUGUGCAAUGUAUUAGUGCAAUUUCAUUACCGUGUAACGUAAUGUAACCGUAUAAUCGAUCUAUCGCUCGGCGAACUAAUGUUGUCGAGUUGUAAAAGGUAGGUAGAUAGGUAGAUAAUCGUACGGACCUAUAUACGAAUUGCGUGAUUUGUGAUUCCCCGAUGGGACUUUGUAGUGUAGAAGGAGACAAGAUGUUUUUGUAACAGCACAUUUUUGUGGAAUUUAUAAAAAGAAAACGAAAAAAUGUCGCAAGAAAUUUCUCUCUAAGCGCACGAGCGUCGCACAAAUUUUCAUUUGCGCGACGAUGACCAAAAAAGCGGCAAGAACGUCUUUUGACUGACAAGUGUUUAGGCUUUUUAAAAGUGAACCCGAUCAGUCAGACCAAAAAAUUGAAAAUUUCGUCACAUUUGAAGAAAUAAAAUCUUUUUUUUGGCAAAUUUUGUUUCAAAUUCAAGCGAUAUGCGUUUUGUAUCUUCCGUAUUAAGAUAAUUUAUGGUAUGCGAUCAUAUAUAUGAUAUACAAAAGCGAAAGUUCU